GAAAUAAAUAAAUAAAUAAAAAAAGACAUCCUAGUAGCCUGACAUUUUUCACAUUUUAAAAUCUCUUACAAUUAUUGUCUUUUCCUUUCUCUUUACUAAGCCUGUCUGAUUAUGAUCUCUACAAGAUAACGAAUCUUGAUGCCCCGCAAAAAAUCUUUUCAUCGUUGUUGACAAAAUCACUCACGCCUACCCGAGAUCCAACACUCAAAGCUUGAGCCAACCUUGCAAGGAUCCACAUCCUUGCAGAUUAUGGCGCCAAAUUGACUGGUGUUGGAGCUGGAAGUUGUCGAAAUGGGAGGAUUUUUUGUGAUGUUUUGAGGGUCAAUUUCGAAAGAAAAUGGCUUUGGUUUCUUGCAGGAAUUGAUUGCUGUUUUGCAUGUUCUUGAGAGGGAAUUCUAGCUUUGAGAUUUUAACAUGAGCUCUGAUGUGGCUUAGCGAAUUGUGAAGAAAGUUUGUUUUUUUGGAUAAGGAAAUCACAUAAAACGAAAAAAGGGAAUGGCAGCUCCAGUUGAGCCUCCAAAUGGGGUUCGGAUUCAGGGGAAGCAUUACUAUUCCAUGUGGCAAACUUUGUUUGAGAUUGACACGAAAUAUGUGCCGAUCAAGCCUAUAGGUCGAGGGGCUUAUGGUAUUGUGUGCUCUUCUGUGAAUAGAGAAACUAAUGAGAAAGUUGCGAUUAAAAAGAUACACAAUGCUUUCGAAAACCGUGUUGAUGCGCUGAGAACUUUAAGGGAACUGAAGCUUCUUCGGCAUCUUCGACAUGAAAAUGUGAUUGCUUUGAAAGAUGUGAUGAUGCCUACCCAGAGAAGAAGCUUUAAUGAUGUUUAUCUGGUUUAUGAACUCAUGGAUACGGAUCUGCAUCAAAUUAUCAAGUCUUCUCAAGCACUUUCUAAUGAUCACUGCCAAUAUUUCCUAUUUCAGUUGCUUCGUGGUCUGAAAUAUCUUCACUCAGCAAAUAUUCUCCAUCGUGACUUGAAGCCUGGAAACCUUCUCAUCAAUGCGAACUGUGACCUAAAAAUCUGUGAUUUUGGGCUGGCGCGCACUAGCAAUGGCAACAACCAGUUCAUGACUGAGUAUGUUGUCACUCGUUGGUAUCGAGCUCCAGAGCUCCUUCUAUGCUGUGAUAAUUAUGGGACAUCAAUUGAUGUCUGGUCUGUAGGAUGCAUCUUUGCAGAGCUUCUAGGUCGGAAGCCUAUCUUCCCCGGCACAGAAUGUCUCAAUCAGCUUAAACUUAUCAUCAACAUCCUUGGAAGUCAAAGUGAGGAGGAUCUUGAAUUUAUUGAUAACAUGAAGGCAAAGAAAUAUAUCAAGUCACUUCCUUAUUCACCCGGGACUCCCUUUUCCCACCUUUAUCCUAAUGCACAUCCUUUGGCAAUUGAUCUGCUACAAAAAAUGCUUAUUUUUGACCCAUCAAAGAGGAUCACUGUCACUGGAGCACUGGAACACCCUUACAUGUCUCCACUAUAUGAUCCCAGCUGCAACCCUCCAGCUCAGGUCCCAAUUGAUCUUGACAUAGAUGAGGAAUUGGGGGAAGAAAUGAUACGAGAGAUGAUGUGGAAGGAGAUGCUUCUUUACCAUCCUGAGGCUGCAGCGGCCAAUGGUGAGGUGUGUGCUCCUAAUCUCGUCUGUUAAUUCUGCUGGCCUAAGAGGGUUGCUAUUUUGCUUAAACCAAUGAAGUUUUGGUUGGUGUUACUAGUUCUUUUGUUCAUGCUGUAUUUCCCCUGUUUCAAUAAGCUUAAAGAAGCAUGCACCAGCCAGCUACGCUGGCUGUGCAUGAUAUGACUAAUUUUUGUUUUAAGAGUGUGUUUAUGAGCUUGAGCUCUGAAAAUUAGGUGGCCCUUUCGGUUUGUAUAUAGGUGUGUUUUUGUACGUUUCUGGGAAAACUUCCUUUGUAAAUGUAGUGACUGAAGAUGUGUGCCGAGACUAUAAUUAUGACCUAGUUUCAUGAGGAAAAAAUCUCCCUAAUGGGUGCCAGGCAGUGAGCUUCUAGUUCUACCUUGCUUUUUAUCCAUGUAAUGAGCAAACAUGUACUGGUAAUAAGGUGGUAAGUUAUAGCACCUCUUAACCUA
Molecule: messenger RNA, 2066 nt
Organism: Populus nigra (black poplar)
Lineage: Eukaryota; Viridiplantae; Streptophyta; Magnoliopsida; Malpighiales; Salicaceae
Product: mitogen-activated protein kinase homolog NTF3
Exons: 3
Coding region: 496-1629 (377 amino acids)
Biological process (GO): protein phosphorylation; intracellular signal transduction
Cellular component (GO): nucleus; cytoplasm
Molecular function (GO): MAP kinase activity; ATP binding
Source: RefSeq, a predicted model, not a curated record